UCAAACGGCGGCGUCUCACGUUAUCCUUACAAUCUCCAUACCACUCUCAAGUCUCAACUCUCCAGUGAAGUAUGUCCUCUUCAUUCUAAUUGACGUCGAUGACAGAAAAACAAGAAUUCUAAACAUUGAUCCACCAACAAACCCUCUGUAAAAAUGGCGGCUGCUUCUUCAUCUUCCUCACUCUCUCUCCUCUCAAAUUCUCUCUCCAAACUCCAUAACCGCCAAUUCAUAGCUCUUCCUACAACACUUCGGCCAUAUUCAACCAGGUCCAAAUGCAGGGCUACCGGAGGUCAGCAAAGCGGAUUCUUCACAAAAUUGGGACGCCUAAUUAAAGAGAAAGCGAAAAGUGAUGUCGAGAAGAUAUUUUCUGGAUUCUCGAAAACUCGCGAUAAUCUUGCCGUCAUUGAUGAACUUCUCUUGUACUGGAAUCUUGCUGAUACUGAUCGCGUGCUCGACGAACUUGAAGAGGCUUUGCUUGUGUCUGAUUUUGGACCGAAAAUCACUAUGAAGAUUGUGGAUUCUUUGCGAGAAGAUAUUUUGGCUGGUAAGCUUAAAUCUGGACCUGAAAUUAAGGAUUCCCUGAAGAAGUGCGUUCUCGAGUUUCUAACAAAGAAAGGAAGUAAGACACAACUUCAGCUGGGAUUCAGGAAACCCGCUGUAGUCAUGAUUGUUGGUGUUAAUGGAGGUGGAAAAACAACUUCUCUUGGCAAGCUGGCAAAUAGAUUGACGAAAGAAGGAUCCAAGAUACUAUUGGCAGCAGGUGAUACAUUUCGAGCUGCUGCGAGUGAUCAGCUUGAGAUAUGGGCUGAGCGAACAGGCUGUGAAAUUGUUGUGGCACAGAAAGAGAAGGAAAAAGCUUCGUCAGUUCUUUCGCAGGCCGUCAAAAGAGGGAAGCAAGAAGGAUUUGAUAUUGUCCUAUGUGACACAUCUGGCCGUCUUCAUACUAACUACAGCCUCAUGGAGGAGUUGGUAGCUUGUAAAAAAGCUGUGAGUAAAGUUGUUUCUGGUGCUCCAAAUGAGAUUCUGCUUGUUUUGGAUGGAACAACUGGUUUAAAUAUGCUUCCUCAGGCCAGGGAGUUCAACGAUGUUGUUGGAGUUACUGGACUAAUCUUGACAAAACUUGAUGGUUCUGCAAGGGGUGGUUGUGUGGUCAGUGUGGUUGAUGAGCUUGGCAUUCCAGUAAAAUUUGUGGGUGUUGGUGAGGGCGUGGAAGACCUUCAACCUUUUGAUGCCGAAGCCUUCGUUGAGGCCAUAUUCUCAUGAUUUGUAAUUGGUUUUGUACGUAAUGUUACGAGGUUCUAGCCAUUGAACAAGAUUGUAAUACAAAUGUUGCUAGCUAGAUUCGAAGUGAAGGAGCUGAAGAGGAAGGGAUAAUAUGCACGUAUUGAUCACUGUUCUAGAAUUGAGUUAGUCUGAUUGAACCGCACCAAUGAAAGUCCUAAAUCAGAGGACCUUGGUGUACUCUUCGGCUGCAUCAUCAUAACAAGAAAUAUGUCAGCUAGUCCGUCUUCCUAAUUUCUAUUACAGGCAAAAUCUUCACUUUCCUGAUGUAUAUGGUUAGGACAAAAGUGUACAAGAUGCAUGUCAUCUAAUCAAUACGUGCUGCGUCGUAAUAGGGAUAAUAUGUAGAGGAAUUCCAACUUGAAUUGCAUCAACAUAACAUAUAAUUUUGCAA
Messenger RNA from Beta vulgaris subsp. vulgaris (sugar beet), 1675 nucleotides. RefSeq names its product cell division protein FtsY homolog, chloroplastic. Gene Ontology annotation, cellular component: membrane. NCBI's taxonomy places the organism in Eukaryota, Viridiplantae, Streptophyta, Magnoliopsida, Caryophyllales, Amaranthaceae. The transcript has 12 exons. Gene Ontology annotation, molecular function: ATP hydrolysis activity; GTP binding; signal recognition particle binding. Gene Ontology annotation, biological process: SRP-dependent cotranslational protein targeting to membrane. The coding region runs from base 154 to 1263 and encodes 369 amino acids. The record is from RefSeq and is a predicted model, not a curated record.